Messenger RNA from Juglans regia (Persian walnut), 1544 nucleotides. RefSeq lists its product as uncharacterized. The coding region runs from base 440 to 1321 and encodes 293 amino acids. NCBI's taxonomy places the organism in Eukaryota, Viridiplantae, Streptophyta, Magnoliopsida, Fagales, Juglandaceae. The transcript is spliced from 3 exons. The record is from RefSeq and is a predicted model, not a curated record.
UUCGACACACAAGAACAUAGCUAGUCCAUCUUUUUUUUUACUUGCUUCCCUUCUUCACAGCCUGUCAAGUCUGAAUUAUUAACACCGAUCGAGGUUAUUGGCUUAUUUUUUUUUUUUUUAGAGGGAGGAUUGCUUUGUGUUCUCUCUAAGUAAAGUGAGAGAUUGCAGGUUUUGGCCUGCCAAGGGAUUUGCUGGGAAAGAGGUGUCAAGGAGUCUUUUUGCCGACAUCACCACAGUUAUACUGCUUAGAUUGCUCCGUCCAUGUUUCGAAGAAUGAUUCAUGGGUUCUGAUGACUAAAUAAUUGGCUAGUUAUGCUUUUUAUUCUAGUUUAAUAUUAAGCAAAGCCAGCAUAUGGGUGAAAGCAGUGGCAUGAGGGAGGAAGAUGCUCAAUGAGAUUCGGAGGAGAGAAUCACGAUCAGGCCAUUUUAUGUCACAGGCAUGGGGACUAAAAUUGGAUACGCCAUCGAUCUCUUAGCAGCCUCACCAAACAGCAAAAGCUUUGCUGUGCUUUGUGUGGAUGACUGGGAGCAUUUGCAGAUUAGGGGAAUAAAGGGGAAUUGCUCUAGGACUGGUGUGGACAACUUUGGGGACUCCAUGGAGAAGAAGCUUGAAAAUCACAGCAUAGAAUCCAUCAAAAGGACAAUGCAGAUGCAUGAAGAUGUCUUCAAACACCAGGUACGGGAACUCCACAGGCUCUACAGUGUGCAAAAGAUGCUAAUGGAGGAGCUGAAAAAAGAACUCAAACAAAACAUAUUUUGUGGUUCCAUGACUAACUCAGAUAUAAACCGCUCUCCCUUCAUUAACUCCAGCCAUCCACCAACAACUCAAACCACUGGUGGAUUUAAUCUCAAUCUUCAAAGCUUGAGAGACGAUCCAAACUCAAGGGAGAGAAGUGGCAGUUGCUCUGGAGACACCAUGAGAAUGCCAAGGGGUUUUGAUCUUGAAAGGCCUGCUGGGGAAGACAUCUCAACGGGAGUCAGCACCGCCUUUGACGAAGACCAAGCAGGGCUAAGCUCCCACGGGUCCACCAGAAUUCAUAAGAUGAGCAUCGAUGGGUCUGCUGAAGAUAGCCAAGUGGAGCUGACAUUAAGCAUUGGUGGUAGCUUGAGCAAGAAGGCAUUGAAAUCCUCCCAAACUGAAUUAGGAUUCUGCGAGUCCUCCCAAAUGGGAAGCAAGGAGCUUGAUUCAUCUGCCUCUUUCAAAUCUGAUCGAGGAGAGGACUGCAGUGACCCCACCACCCCCAUGAGCAGUUCCAGUGCGAUUUUAGAUCAGGAAAGAAACCGGCCACAUUGGCUUUUCCAAGAUCUAAAGCUUAAAUAGGACUUUGGACUUGAACUUGUUGAUGGUUAUCCUUUCAACUCUACGUGGACCACUGGAUUUACACAGUUUGUGCAUUAAGAUUCCUGAAUUAUCUGCCACCUUACCCUGAUAAAUGCAUAAUUAACACCUAUUUCUGAGGUGUGUACAUUGUUGUAAAUAGGUGAACUACCAAGCUAAUCACCUUACUUGUCCUGUUUAUUAGUUUAGUGGGGUGUUUAAGCUU